This is a messenger RNA of Priapulus caudatus, 6186 nucleotides long. Its product is annotated as ubiquitin carboxyl-terminal hydrolase 36-like. NCBI's taxonomy places the organism in Eukaryota, Metazoa, Priapulida, Priapulimorpha, Priapulimorphida, Priapulidae. Gene Ontology annotation, cellular component: nucleus; cytosol. Gene Ontology annotation, molecular function: cysteine-type endopeptidase activity; cysteine-type deubiquitinase activity. The record is from RefSeq and is a predicted model, not a curated record. Gene Ontology annotation, biological process: protein deubiquitination. The coding region runs from base 238 to 3645 and encodes 1135 amino acids. The transcript has 2 exons.
AAGCGAGUUCUGAUUAUCAGGAGCAAUCGCCAUUUCCUUUCCAAUAUGGCCGCUUUCAUGUGUGCCAUUAAAUAUCGCGAUCUGCGUUGCUUGGACUAAUGAGUUUACUGAUAGUCUUUGCGCGUUUGUCGAACCAGGAAAGGUGUGAGACAUCAUAGGUGUGCGUGCGACUUCAUACGCACGAGUAAGAAUCGGUUUCACUCUACUCGUAAGCGUGGCCCACGAUCGUUGUGUAUUAUGCCAGCGAACUCUGUGCUUGGGAUCCAUGAGGCUAUAAGCGAGGCCCUACGCGGUUCCAUCAAGGAGACCUCGCUCGAGGAAAGGCUGGUCGCUGCCUCGAAGAAAGUCCUUCUCACCAGCAUCGACUUUGAGAAGGCCGGCGAGCAGUUUUCGCACCUGCAGCACCUGCGCAUGAAGUACAAGCCGCUGAAUGCGGGCAGCAGCGGCGUCCGCGAUGUGAACGCCGCGAAGAAGGAGAAGAUGGCGGGGAAGGAGCACGGGGAGGAGGCGCCGCUGAAGCCUCGCUGCACGCUGUACGCGGCCGAGAAGCUGCGGAUGACGUGGACGCACGUGCUGCGCGUCGGCGCCGGCCUCGAGAACGCCGGCAACACGUGCUUUCUGAACGCGGUGCUGCAGUGCCUGACGUACACGCCGCCGCUGACGCACUACCUGCUGUCGGGCGAGCACGGCCAGCAGUGCCACGUCGUCGGCUUCUGCGUCCUCUGCGACCUUCAGAACCACAUGAAACGCGCGCUCUCGCAUUCGGGGCACGUCAUCCGACCGCAGAUGAUCAUCGCGCGACUGCGUCAGAUCGCGAAGCAUUUCCGCUUCGGCCGGCAGGAGGACGCGCACGAGUUCCUCCGCUACGUUCUCGACGUCGCGCAGAAGAACUGUCUCGCCGGUCAGCCUCGCGAUCUCGACCGCUUCAGCCGCGAGACGACCGUCAUCAACCAGAUCUUCGGCGGCUACCAUCGCUCGCAGGUGCAGUGCCUCAAGUGCCGCGCCAAGUCGAACACGUACGACCACUUCCUCGAUAUCAGCCUCGACAUUAAAGUCGCGAACUCGGUGCAGCGCGCGCUCGAACGCUUCGUGCAGCCGGAGCUGCUGCAGAAGGAGAACGCGUACGACUGCCGGCACUGCGCGUGCAAGGUGACGGCGCAGAAGCGCUUCACGGUGUUCCACGCGCCGAGCGUUCUCACGCUGCAGCUGAAGCGGUUCGAGUAUGCGCGAUUCGACGGCCGCAAGGUGCACGACAUGGUGCACUACCCCGAGCAGCUCGACCUGCGACCGUACAUGAGCAGGCGGGACGGCCCGCCCGUGCUCUACAGUCUCUACGGCAUCGUGUGCCACAGCGGCGGCGGCAUCCACAGCGGGCACUACUACGCGUACGCGAAGGCACCCAACGGCGUCUGGCACGUGUUCAACGACACGAUCGUGCGCGACAUGAAGAACACGAACGUGCUCAAUCGGCCCGAGGCCUACCUGCUGUUCUACGUGCGCGACUCGGCGCAGCCGCGGCUCAACGGCGAGAUCUCGCACUCCGGCGCCGCUGACGCCGCGCAGAAGCCCGGCGCGGAAGCGAGGCCGGACGCUAAGGCAGUGGCAGCGCCGCCGGCGUCGCCAGCGAAGGGCAGCUUCAUCGGGCCGCGGCUGCCGCAGGGACUGACGAUCAAUGAGGCGGCGAAACGCGCGCGGGUCGACAUGGGUAGCCCUGUCCCUCGGCAGGCGCUCUCUCCGCCCGCGCAGCAGAAGGUUCCGCCGAAGUCGGCGCCGGAGAAUUCACCGAAGCCAAAGGUGACGCCGUCGUCGUCGCCGCUCGCACGCGAGAAGAUCUCGUUCGGCAUCAAGCCGCACACUGAGCUCGUGAAACCACGCAUCGUGAUGCACAUCAAGCAGGGCAAGGUGGUCGCGAACACCAGCAAGGCGGACCCCGCCGACGCCGCCGCCGCCAAGCUCAACCCGCUCGUGCCGUACCCCGAGCAGUCGUCGUCCGACAAUGACUCGGACGCCGAGAACAAGGAGGCCGUGAAGCGCAAGCCGAGGGAGGCGGCGGCGUCGCCGAAGGCCGGCAAGACGGACAAGCUGCCGAGCGGACUGCGCGAGGGGAACCGGCCGUAUCCCGACCUCCAGCUGGCGGUGAAGUCGCCGCUGGGAGCGAAGCAGAGCGGCAACGUCCCGGCGGCGCGCAGCGUGUCGAGUCCCAUCACGGUGCAGCACGUCGCCCUGUGCAGCCCGCUGCGUAACGGCACGCCGCCCGUGCGCGCCACCUCUCAGUGGAUCGUCACCGACCACAACCUCGUCUCGCCGUCGUCGCAGGGCAGCAACUGGAGUGUGAACUCGACGACCGAGUGGACGGUGUCGGACGGCUCGCCGCGCAAGGCCGCCGCCGCUAGCCGCGAGUACUCGCUCAGCGCGGGCUGGACGAUCGAGGCGGACACAAAGCCGGCGCCCGCCGCGCCGCAGCCCCCCGCCGCGGGGGCUCCCCCGGACGAGGAGAAGAACGAGGAGCAGGAGCAGAGCCGGGGCGCGUGCGAUGCGUCGUCGUCGGCCGGCGGCAGCGAGCGGUUGUCGAGCGGGCACGCGUCGGAUUCGGACUCGCGGCAGAGCAGCAUCCGGCUGAAGCUGUGCAAGAGAAACUCGAGCAGCGAGAAACCUACCGAGACGCAGUCGUCUGAAAGCGACGACACGCGGCACCGGAAGAAGAAGCGUCGGAACGGCGACGACGCUGAAGCAGGCGGCAAGAAGCACAAGAAGAGGAAGCGGCAGAGGAGCCGGUCGCCGGGGGAGGAGGGCGGCGAGUGCGCGAGCGAGUCGCGCGCGGACGACGACGAGGCGUCGGUGAGGAAGCGCCACAAGAAGCACAAGAAGAAGCGGCGGAAAGAGAAGGAGCGGCGGAAGCGGGAAGCGCGCAGCGAGGACGACGACGACGACGGCGAAGCCUCCUUCAAGAUGGAGUGGGUGGAGAAGACGAAGGAGACGGUGCUCACAGACACUCUCGACGCGCUCCCUGCCGCUGCCGCCGCCACUGAGCUCAAGCCCGACGCUCAGGUGCCGACGUACAGUUGGGACGCGCACGCGAAGGAGGGUGUGGCGGCGGCGGCGGUGGGGAGCGGCGCGCCCGCUCGACCCUCGCUCGGCGUCGAGGAGCUGCUGCUUGGUCAGUCUAGUCACGGCUACGGCGUGGGCGUGUCUAGCUGGGACGGGGGAGACAGCCAUGUCGACCUCGACGUCAAGCGGGAGAUCGCCGAGCAGCAGCUGCGCCGUCGCUACGACGACGGUCACGACGAGGAGCUCGACUGCGGCAAGACGAAGAAGGUGAAGCAGCGCCCCCUGCUGGAGCAGCGGCCGGCGAGCGAGAACCCGUUUCAGAAGGUAGCCACGCUCAAGCAGCAGGUUGGGAGCCACCACUGGCAAACACCGUCCGGCUCAAGAAAUCACUACCAAGUAGGGACCGGUUGUCAUGGUAACAGUCAUCGCGGUGACGGCUACCACGCAGCGAAAUUUCAGGGUGGUGGCCCCAGAACAGGCCAUGGAGAUGGGUAUAGUAAUUACAAUUAUGGAAGAAACACGAACACGAAUGGUUUCCAGGGCAACAGCUACCAUAGUCGUCAUCAUCAUCAUCACGGACGAAGUUUUCGAAACUAGAUGCUAAUAUUAAUUUGUUAACAAUCAGCUACCUGCUACCUGUGUCACUGCCAAUUGAUAUGUUAUCAAAAUUGACAAUUGAGCUUUUUAAAAGCGUUACACGUGCAGGAAUACUAUGUCAUUUGACAUUUUGUGGCAUUUUAAUCACAUGCUGUUGUGCAGUUGUGUACAGGAGUACAAAAGACAGUUACUAAAGAGAACCUUCACUUAGUACAAUAAAUACAUUAAAUUGUACGUGAUCCACUUUAAAACGUUUUUUUCUCUAAGUUUUAGGCAAAAGCACACUACACACAACAGUUGCCAAGUUUUGUUUUCUGGAAAACACUGCAGAUUUAUAAGUACUGUUUAAGUAAACUUUCAUUUGUAAUGCCUGUGACGCUGGUGCCCAGAAGGUUACAGUAUAGAAGCAGGUGCGUUCUGGUGUAUGUGCAAAUCUUGUUGUUAUUUACCCCCCCCUUUUAUAUGAAUCAGGGAUGUAGUGUAUUUGACCUGUCAGUUUAAAUUAUUGAUUAUACAUUGCUAUCAUGCACUAAAGAAACGUGUUCACAUAGUGAGUAGAGCAAGCAAGAACUAUCCAGUGAUUAUCAUGACUGCUAAAUCAUUAGGUGUGGACACGAGUAUCUUUUUUUAUACUCUGUUAAUACCAGUUGUUGGCUUUUAGAAUGGGGAAAGUACAAUUGGGGUUAACACUUGCAAGUCUGCACUGUAGUUUCACAAGCGAAAUUGAUGCUAAUUAAUUGUGUGUGCAACAGUGUUGCAAUUUUACGAAGGUUACGCGAUAGAACACGCCUAAUUGACAUAUUGACAAAUGAUUUAACUUAAAUUAAGUGACAGGUUGUGUACACGGGUGGGUGUGGUGCGUGCAAAGGAAAGGCAAAAUGAACAAGUCUUUGAAGAAUUAGAUCCGAUUGCACCUCACUACUACACCAUACUCAAGGUAGUAAAAGUAGUAAAAAUAGUAGUAAAAAUAUUUUGGUAGUAAAAGUACCAAAAAAUCGUAAAUAGUGUAGAUCGUCCCAUGUGACUUUCAUGUAGUAUAUUUUGCAUACCGAGAUGAAAUUCGUGCUCGAUGUGUGAGGAUAUUAUUUGUCUGUGUUUGGCGAAUUAGUAUAAAUUCGUAAAAAGACAUAAGUAGUCAAAUUAGGUGAACUAAGUAGACAAUGCAACCCACUUUUAACUAGACAAUCCUAAUUUAAUAUUCUGACACCUGAGUUGUGCUGUAGAAUUUUUUGUGCACUCAUGAUUGCACAUGGACUGUUGGGAUGCUUCCUAUAUUAACGAGUUUACUUCGAUUCAAUUUUUUAUGAAAUGUGUCAAUUAUCAAUACAAAUCACACAGCAGUAGCAUGGGAUCAUGAAGAUAUCACAUGUAAAAACUUGUAAUCGUAUGCCUGUUUAUAGUUACAAAUAUUUAAUGUAAUUUUUGUAAUUUCGACCCAGCAGUACCAUAAGCAAUGUGUUUAUGUAGGUUUUUGCAAUGAAACUAUUCUCUAGGUGGGGUGGGUGGGGUUUAUUAAAUGCUGUCAGAUCAGUCGCAUGUAAUAAGUGCUAUAUAUAUGUCACACACAACAUGCGGUCAGCCUUGAGUGCACACACCAACACGCAAUUCACUUUCUUCAAGCCACAUCAAAUGUAUAUACGUAUAAUAUAUCUCACAAGAAAGGGAGAGAAGCGACACGGUAGUUUACCUACAUGAACAGAUAUAUAGUACAUGUAGUAGCAAUGUUGUUAUUGUUUUAUGAACACUGUUUGGUGAGUACUGACCGUAGUGCAAUUUUGGUACAGUUGAUUGCUAGUAGAUCCAUGUGGAGUGUUGUGUGCCUCACAUGGUUUUGUUGAAAAGGUAUUGUAUAUUGUAUUGUAUCUUUUUUCCGUCUAGUGAUCAUGAGAUGCACUAUGUCAGUAUCGAGUUGAGAGAUUGCUUUGUCAAUAUGUGGUGAUUGGUGGUGUCACGAGCCUUUCUUCCGUAAAGGUAUUCACUUUGUUAUUACACAUUUUAAUCAUCAUUUUAGUAAAAAGUAACAUUGCAAGAAAACUUGUAUAUUUUAUAUAUGAAUCGGCAACCUGUCUAAAAUAUGCUAUGGGGUACAACCUCUAGCGUAAGUUCAGUAUCGUGACAGAAACCGUAUAUGUAAGAAAGGACCUGAAUGUCAGUCGGUCCAAUUGCGCUCCGUGUGUUCAACAUAACGGCCAUUUUAUAGAGAAAAACUGUGCCGCUGAAUGCACUCUUCGUUAUUAACACGGUGCCAGGUUUUAAUAAUAACUCGGCUGAAAAUGCAGUGAGAACUUGGUUCGUCUUUACGUAAUACAUAGAAUGUAAAGUGUGCAAUUGGCGAUACUGUAUAUUAUGGGAUAACCGUGUAGGCAGAGGUGUAAGCCUGGUAUCAAAAAUGUGUUAGUAUGUCAAGCAUUGUAAACUUUUUAGUAAUGGCUGAACUGAUCACUGAAUUGCUUAAAAUUCGAUGUAUGAUAACUGUACACAAGUGACACAUGAAUUAAAUAUUACAUGUCAUUGAAAAUUAAACCUUUUCUUGAUACUAAA